AUGUCAGCAGAAAUCCCCGACCUUCGUAUCUACGCUACCGUAUUCUAUUCCGAUCGUUCUUUACAGUACCGGGCUACUGUAUUCGUGUAUCUUUUAGCAACACAAUUGAAUUUUCUACUGCUUUAUUUAAUUUGGGCACAAUCAAAACCUGAACGAGUUUCCAUUAAAGUUUUGCCAUUUUGGUAUCAUAUGUCGUUGUAUUCGUGUGAAGUUCAGCUAGGCGUUUUUGGAGGAAUGGUCACUUUAUACCCAUUCGCAGCGGCUUAUUCUCAGGAGGUUCAGCGCAAAAAAUCUACCUACUUUUACAUCUAUAUUUUUCUCGCCAUUUUUAUAUAUUUUCCUGUUCCACUUGCAAUGUUCUCAAACUACAGUACCCCUCAGGAAAUGGAAAAUUUUGUGAGAAUCAAAUAUCCGAACAAUUUACAAAUCUUGGACCAUCCUGGAUUUUUUAUUUUUACCAAUUCCAAAAAUGAAAGAUUGACUUACUUUGGAUUAUUUGGAUCGGUAGCUUUCAUACUUUUGAUGAUAACUUUAAUAUAUGCCAGUAUGUAUUUGGAAACUAAACAGAAUGCUAGUAAUGUACAAAGUUUUGGAAAUAUAAAAGAGCGAUUGAAAGGAUUACAAAAUUUUGUGACUCAGUCAAUUAUAAUGUGUAGUUUAACCACAAUAUCCACUAUAUUAAAUUUGCAAACAAUUUUCAACGACCCAUCGGAAGAUUCUAGAAUUCAGAAUUUAUUUGCAUACUCAUUUUUAUGCGGUACUACAAUUCCUGCUCAACUUUCAAUGAUUUGGAGGAAUCCAGCCUAA
Molecule: messenger RNA, 807 nt
Organism: Caenorhabditis briggsae
Lineage: Eukaryota; Metazoa; Nematoda; Chromadorea; Rhabditida; Rhabditidae
Exons: 4
Coding region: 1-807 (268 amino acids)
Source: RefSeq, a predicted model, not a curated record